GUCAGGGCAGGAUGACACAGAACACACAGGAAGUUCAAGGGAACACAUUAUAAGAUUAUGAACACCUGGACUGGGGAGGCCACGGCCUUCUGCUGGACCCUGAACGGCUCCCACAAAGGGAGUUGAGGUCUCUAUUGACUCCUGAAAGGCCAGGCAAGGCAGAGCUGGGAGCUGCCUUGGUGGGGGUGCAGGUGGCUGGUUGCUAUUGCUGGGUGAGAAGGCUUGGGGUCAAAAGAGGUGGGGGUCAGGGAGCUAGGUCUGACCUCAUCCCCCCUCCUUUCUUCCUGUCCUCCUAUCCCCAACGUGUUUUCCUCCCCCUUCUCCCCUCCUUCCUUACCCAUCCUCUCUCUUGAUCUCUCCAUACUUCCUCUCCACUCCUUCCCUUUCCUCCUCCUCGCCAUCCCAACCCCUCAUCCUCCCCGUCUCUGCCUGUAGGGAGGAAGUUGUGGGGUGACCCAGGUGGAAGGCAGACAGGCUAAGGGAGAGGUGUCUGCAGUAGCAGGGAUGAGGUGCCUGUGUCCAGCACUCUGCCCUGGCCUCUGACACUGGUUCCUGGGCCAGGGACAUCAGGUGGGGCUCCUUUGCCCUUCUUCCCUUACAAGGUCUCUGCUCUGCGCACCCUCAGUGCCUGCAGUGCCCAGGCUGGGUCCCAGGCUGGGAGGCAGGCUCAGGAAGCUCGGGUAGGAGGGUCUAGGGUCUCCUGCUCAGACCUUGGUGAGCCCAGCUGGGGCGGAGGGCUGCAGGAGUCCGAGCCUGCCUGGAUUCCUGUCCCCUCUCGGCUCCUGAGGUCAGGGGGCUCACCCUCGAGCUUUGCCUGGAGAGCGUGUUUGUGCAUGUGUGUGUCCUCUGGCUGUCGGAGGGCCUUGGUCUGUGUCUGCCUGUUCCCACAGGUGUCCAUGCACACUCUAGGUCUACCCAUGUGCCUGUGUGCACCUUGGCGUCAUCUUGCAUGUGUGUGGCCCGUGUGUUUGUGCAUCCCUGUGAGUGUCUGCAUUUCUGAGUGUGUACCCAUGUCUCUGUGUGUUCACCCGUAUGCCUGUCUGGGCAUCUGUGUGUGUGUUUCCAGGAAUGUGUGUCCCCAUGUGUCCCUUGAGUGUCUCUGUUGACGUGCCCCGUGCCUUCACACGUGUCCCUGAGUCUUGGUUGCCGUGAAGAUGCAGGGAGAAAUCCUGGGGGACAGCGAGGGAUGCUGGGUCCUGGGGCAUCUGCCUGUUCCAUCCUCUCCUGAUUUGCCAGGUAUCCUAGCAACGCUGCUGCCAGUUGCCUAGCAACCAGGUCCCCACUCUUGGAGAAGGUGCUCUGAGCAGGGUCUGAGCUGUGUGGGGAGAGGUCUGGUUCUCCUGCAAAGCUCGUGCAGGCAGUACGACCCCAUGACCGGGAGGGAGCUGGUGAUUCAGCUCAGGGGUCACCCACACGGCCUUGACCUGUGACCUUUCAUCUCAGUGGGUCAGGCAUGGGACCCCCGUGCUGAGAAGGAGGCAACUCUAAAGGAGCCAUUCAGCUGUGUGGGUGCCAGGGACCUGUCUGAGGGAGUGAUGCUCAGGCAUUGAUCUUGGACCCAGCUGUGGCAGAGGUGCCCUGGGCGUGUCUCCAAGUGACGAACAGACCUGGGUUUCAACCCUGUCUGCCACUGUGACAGGUGGCCUCACACCUCUGCGGCUUCAUGCUCUCAGCAGUCACCGGGUAUGGUGGGGUGACUGAGCUCCAGGAGCACACAGUAGGUGCUGGGCCAGUGCCGUGUCCUGGACCCAAGCAUCUUGCCUGCUUGUUUACAACGAAGCUUUGAUCUGUCGAGAGCUGGCCAGGUGGGGGCAUUUCGGUGUGCUGGGAGCCCAGCUGGGGGGUCCAGGCCAGUCUGUCCAAGGCUGUGUCUCUGUGUGAGUCGUGGUCCCCGUGUCUGUGUGUCUGAGUCUGUGAGCAUGUCUCUGUGUGUGUCUCCCUGAGGCUCCGUCCCCAGGUGUGAGUCUGUGUGUCCUUGUGUGUGUCUCUCUGUCCUGUGUCUCCAAUCCUGUGUCUGUGAACCCGUGGGCAUCUCUGUCCGUGUGUCCUGGCCUGUGCGUGUGUCUCCGUCUAGGGUCUGUGGGUCUGAGCCUCCUUUUUUUGUCUCUGUAUGUGUGUCCUGGUCUGUGUGUCUGUCCCCGUCCAGUGUGGGGCCGGCGCAGCCCUGGGUGCGGUGACCCACCUUCCCGCAGCCCCCCCCUCCUCCAGCCUGCGUAGCCCCUCCCUUUCUGGAGCUGCAGCCUCCUCCCCCUCCCCCCCAGCUUCGGGCUGCCGGCUCACUUGGCUGCUGCGUCUGGUCUGGCGUCUGCUGAGAAGAUCCUGUACUGAGGCGAGUGGCGGCGGGGCCGCUUCUCCCCUGCUCUGCACCUGUGCUCGACUGCUGGCCGGCUGAGGGUGGGGGUCUCCACGGUGGUCCCAGCUCCCAAGGAGGUUGCAGAGGUACUGCACUGAGUGGAUUUGCAGGGCAGUGGCAUGGAGCCCCUCUUCCCUGCCCCGCUCUGGGAGGUGAUCUACGGCAGCCACCUGCAGGGCAACCUGUCCGUCCUGAGCCCCAACCACAGUCUGCUGCCUCCGCAUCUGCUGCUCAAUGCCAGCCACGGCGCCUUCCUGCCCCUCGGGCUCAAGGUCACCAUCGUGGGUCUGUACCUGGCCGUGUGUGUCGGAGGGCUCCUGGGGAACUGCCUUGUCAUGUACGUCAUCCUCAGGCACACCAAAAUGAAGACAGCCACCAACAUUUACAUCUUUAACCUGGCCCUGGCCGACACUCUGGUCCUGCUGACACUGCCCUUCCAGGGCACAGACAUCCUCCUGGGCUUCUGGCCGUUUGGGAAUGCCCUGUGCAAGACAGUCAUUGCCAUUGACUACUACAACAUGUUCACCAGCACCUUCACCCUGACUGCCAUGAGUGUGGAUCGCUAUGUGGCCAUCUGCCACCCCAUCCGUGCCCUCGACGUCCGCACAUCCAGCAAAGCCCAGGCUGUCAAUGUGGCCAUCUGGGCCCUGGCCUCUGCUGUGGGUGUUCCUGUUGCCAUCAUGGGCUCGGCACAGGUCGAGGAUGAAGAGAUCGAGUGCCUGGUGGAGAUCCCUACCCCUCAGGACUACUGGGGCCCUGUGUUUGCCAUCUGCAUCUUCCUCUUCUCCUUCAUCAUCCCUGUGCUCAUCAUCUCUGUCUGCUACAGCCUCAUGAUCCGGCGGCUCCGUGGAGUCCGCCUGCUCUCAGGCUCCCGAGAGAAGGACCGGAACUUGCGGCGCAUCACUCGGCUGGUGCUGGUGGUGGUGGCUGUGUUCGUGGGCUGCUGGACGCCUGUCCAGGUCUUCGUGCUGGUCCAAGGGCUGGGAGUUCAGCCGGGCAGCGAGACUGCCGUGGCCAUUCUGCGCUUCUGCACAGCCCUGGGCUACGUCAACAGCUGCCUCAACCCCAUCCUCUAUGCCUUCCUGGAUGAGAACUUCAAGGCCUGCUUCCGCAAGUUCUGCUGUGCAUCUGCCCUGCGCCGGGACGUGCAGGUGUCUGACCGUGUGCGCAGCAUUGCCAAGGAUGUGGCCCUGGCCUGCAAGACCUCUGAGACGGUACCACGGCCCGCAUGACUAGGCGUGGACCUGCCCAUGGUGCCUGUCAGCCCGCAGAGCCCAUCUACGCCCAACACGGAGCUCACACAGGUCACUGCUCUCUAGGCUGACACCCUGAACCCUGAGCAUCCAGAGCCUGGGAUGGGCUUUUCCCUGUGGGCCAGGGAUGCUCGGUCCCAGAGGAGGACCUAGUGACAUCAUGGGACAGGUGAAAGCAUUGGGGCCACCUCCAUGGCCCCAGACAGACUAAAGCUGCCCUCCUGGUGCAGGGCUGAGGGGACACAAGGACCCACCUGGAAGCAGCUGCCGUGCUGGUGGAUGGCUGUGACUGGAGCCCGUGCCCCUGCCUCCCCGCGCUUCACCUGACUCUUGGCCUCUCUGCUGCUGCAUUGGCAGAACCCUGGGUGGGCACGCACCCGGAGGAGGAGCAGCAGCUGUGUCAUCCUGUGCACCCCGUGUGCUGUGUGCUGUUUGCAUGGCAGGGCUCCAGCUGCCUUCAGCCCUGUGACGUCUCCUCAGGGCAGCUGGACAGGCUUGGCGCUGCCCGGGAAGUGCAGCAGGCACUUUUCUUUGGGGUGGGACUUGCCCUGAGCUUGGAGCUGCCACCUGGAGGACUUGCCUGUUCUGACUCCACCUGUGCAGCCAGGGCCACCCCGGGAACUGCAGACCGUGAGCUGGUCCUGGGCCAGCCGCACCUCUGAAGGUUUUCUGUGUGCUGCGCUGUGCAGGCCUCAUCCCUGACUGCAGCUGGACUGUGGGCCCAACCCCCAUUUCCCUUCAGGAGACCAACGAGAGGCCCUGGCCCAUUCCCCCCAGCGGUGCAAUGAACUAUCAUGCUGUGGACCGUCAGCUGAGCUCUGCUUCUCGGUGUGUGGCAGCUGUCUCGGGAGGAAGGAGCUGCGUGACCACAUGGGCAGCUCUGUUGUUCACAAAGUGGAGGCCUCGUUUUCCUGGUCUUGACUGCUCUGUUUGGGAGGGAGAAGAUUCUCUGGGGGUCCCCACACCCUCCCAGGGCUCCCCUCACAGCCUGUCCUUUGCUUGAAGCCAGAGGUCAGUGGCCGUGCUCUGUUGCGGGGGAAGCUGUGUGGAAGGAGAAGCUGGUGGCCACAGCGGAGUCCUGCUCUGGUGACGCCUGCUUCAUUUACUGGCUCUGCGUAGGGCCUGAGCUUGCUGCCCAACGGGAGGAUGGCUUCACAGCAGAGCCAGCAUGAGGGGUGGGGCUUGGCAGGGCUUGCUUGAGCCAAAUGGCAAAGGCUGUGGUGGCUGUGAGGACACUGCGGCGGUGGGGGGGCCUCUGUACCUCAGGGGAUGCCCCGCUGUGGUCACCCAAUCACUCUUCCUGGUCUACAGAUGGAAGCUGCAGGCUGGUGACUUUGCAAACGCACUUCUUACGGAUGAACUAUUAAAAGACCUGUAACAUUGAAAAAACUCAUUUUUUCCACCAAGACCUUGGCCAGGUAACCUACCUUAGGCGCCUGCAAAGAACAGGAAGUGAUGGCUGUGUCCCAACAGAGCCUGGGCUGCUCCUCCAGCUCUGGGGAGUCUAGGCCGUGGGGACUGUUCUGGGGAGGCCCAUGCUGUCUCCAUGACGUCUGUGUCAGGAGUCUCUGAGGUCGGGAGCUGCCUAGCUACAGUUUUCUUACCAAGGUUAAGUGUUUUGUGAAUCUGUGCUGAUGUAAUGUGCAUCUUCACGUAUUUAUGCAUGUGGCAAGCGUUACUUCCUGUGCAUGUAGCCAGCCCUGGGUCUGUCUCUGGGGUAAUGAAAAAGGACCGUAAUAAGCA
Messenger RNA from Symphalangus syndactylus (siamang), 5349 nucleotides. It is a transcript of the gene OPRL1, whose product is annotated as opioid related nociceptin receptor 1. Gene Ontology annotation, biological process: sensory perception of pain; neuropeptide signaling pathway. Gene Ontology annotation, cellular component: neuron projection; plasma membrane. The record is from RefSeq and is a predicted model, not a curated record. NCBI's taxonomy places the organism in Eukaryota, Metazoa, Chordata, Mammalia, Primates, Hylobatidae. Gene Ontology annotation, molecular function: nociceptin receptor activity; neuropeptide binding.